Candida tropicalis MYA-3404 is the source of this 810-nucleotide messenger RNA. RefSeq names its product DNA damage-responsive protein 48 (gene DDR48). Bases 1 to 810 code for a protein of 269 amino acids. The transcript has a single exon. The record is from RefSeq and is a predicted model, not a curated record. Lineage: Eukaryota; Fungi; Ascomycota; Pichiomycetes; Serinales; Debaryomycetaceae.
AUGGUUUUUGGUUUCGGUAAAAAAGACAACGACGACAACGACAACGACAGAAGACGUGAUAACGACGAUUCUUACGGUUCUUCCAAUAGAAGAGAUAACGACAAUUCUUACGGUUCUUCUUCUUACGGUAAUGAUGAUAAUAAUGAUUCCUACGGUUCUUCUAACAAGAGAAACAAUGAUUCCUACGGUUCAUCAAACAAUGAUUCCUACGGUUCAUCAAACACUGAUUCCUAUGGUUCUAAUAAGAAGAGCAAUGACUCAUAUAGUUCAUCCUCCUACGGUAAUGACAAUGAUGAUUCUUAUGGUUCUUCAAACAAGAAGGGCAAGGAUUCCUAUGGUUCAUCCUCCUACGGUAAUGACAAUGAUGAUUCUUAUGGUUCUUCAAACAAGAAGGGCAAGGAUUCCUAUGGUUCAUCCUCCUACGGUAAUGACAAUGAUGAUUCUUAUGGUUCUUCAAACAAGAAGGGCAAGGAUUCCUAUGGUUCAUCCUCCUACGGUAAUGACAAUGAUGAUUCCUACGGCUCUUCAAACAAGAGAAAUGACAAUUCCUAUGGUUCAUCUUCUUAUGGUAAUGAUAACGACAACUCUUAUGGUUCAUCAAACAAGAGAGGUAAUGAUUCCUAUGGUUCUUCUUCAUUUGGCAAUGAUAAUGACAAUUCUUAUGGAUCUUCUAACAGAAGAGACAAUGACAAUUCCUACGGUUCAUCAAACACUGAUUCCUACGGCUCUUCCAACAGAAGAGAUGACGAUGACUCCUAUGGUUCUUCCAACAGAAGAAACAACGACUCUUAUGGUUCAUCUGAUUAUUAA